Punica granatum (pomegranate) is the source of this 2871-nucleotide messenger RNA. The record is from RefSeq and is a predicted model, not a curated record. Lineage: Eukaryota; Viridiplantae; Streptophyta; Magnoliopsida; Myrtales; Lythraceae.
CAUAAGUAAUCAUUGUCCUUUCCGAAUACAAAGCCCAAAUAGCUCUUAAACCUCAGACACACAAUCUCUCUCUCUCUCUCUCUCCCCACACAGACACAGUAGCAUAGCAAAGCAAUACCUUCGGAAUCUCGCCGGAGAAUACAUCCGGUUCGUCUCGGGAGCUCGCCGGAGCUACGAUCUCUGCUGAGUGAUGUAUGUGAGAGUUUUCCAGGAGAAUGCUUAUGGAAGCUAAGCUGACCCAGAGAUAUAUAUAAUGAUGGCUUGUGAAGUGAAGGCUAGGUCGUAUAUUGGGUUCUGAGUUCGAGUUCUGCUCAGACAUUGGAGGCUCACUGAGGGUUUUUUUUUUCCCCCUUAUUUGGCCACCGGUUGUAUAACUAUAAGCUCAGGCCAAAACUACUUUGUCCGUCUUUCCAUUGAUGGAGAUGCACCCCCCGAGGCCUGAAUCACAUGUAGCUCAGAGCAGCCGGCGAGACAAGUUGAGGGUGGCAGCAGGCCACCAUCUAGAUGAGUUUCCCGGUCAUCUGGGGCAAAGGAUGGUUUACUCUGGGCUCAUGCUUCCUUCCAAUGCAGUCGACUCUCCUUCUCAUUCAAAUGCGGCUCAAUUGAUUCAUAGGGACGGGACGUUGCAUCAACUAACCGCGGGCGUUUCCCCAUCGAAUCAGCUGGUAGUUUCUGAAGACGCCUCCUUUAGACUCUAUGGAGGAGAUCCACAUCAUAUUGAUGGUCUAAGGAGACCGUCUCUGCAUUACUCUAUUGAUUGGGCGGCCUAUCAUUCGAGUGGAUCAACUAAUGAGGACAAUCAAAACCCAAUGUAUGUCAGAGAAGUCUUGUCAGCUGAUCUGAAGGCUAGCAACACCCUAUCUGCACCGGUGCAUUAUUUAGCUAAGAAUGAUACGUUGAAUAGGUACCGAGAUCCAUCCAUUGAAAUAUCUAGUCAAGAUAGUCAACACGGGAAUGUCGAUGGUUUUCCCUCGAAAUGUUACCAAGAGACGCUACUAGAAGUUGUCUCCUCAGCUGCUGUUGCUUCCGGAUUAAAUGCCGGCAAUGAACUUGCCCUUCUUCCUACUUAUGGAAGAGAAUUAAAUGCCUUAAAUUGCAGCAAUGUAGUUGCAUGGAACAAUAAUCCGGCUGAGAUUAGCUGCCAUCGAGGGAUCAGCAGUGAUACUAAUGCACAAGGCCUAUCUCUAACACUCUCGUCCAAUCCGUCUUCAUCGAUGCUCAUGAUUCGCAAUGAUCAGGAUCCAGAAGCAUUCAGUUCAGGUUACUCCAAUGCGGUCACAAGGCCUUCCGUAAUUGGUAAAAAAUCGGGGAAAGCUCUCCACGAAAUAACGGGGGUUUCCACAUGCAGUGUUCAGUGGAGUACCGGACCACUGGGGCCUUUCACUGGGUACGCUACCAUUUUAAAGUGUUCGAAAUUCCUAAAGCCCGCUCAAGAUCUUUUGGAAGAGUUAUGCAGAGUUACCUGGCCAAAACCCGUAGAAAUGCGUAUCAUGUUGGAGAGGAUCUCUGAAGAGAGUUGUAUGAGCAGUAGUAGCGGAGGAGGGAGUAGCUCGUCUACUAACUUCCCCCCUGAGGAUCAACAAAAAAGAGCAACACUCUUGUUCAUGCAAGAUGAGGUUUGUAGGAGGUAUAAGCAAUACCAUCAACAAAUGCAAAUGGUAGUCUCGUCCUUCGAAACAGUGGCAGGUCUUAGUGCUGCUACACCUUAUAUUUCCCUGGCACUGAAGACUGUCGCGAGGAACUUUCGGUGCCUUAAGAGCGCUAUAUUCGAUCAGCUCAGGACUUUGAAGAAAUCUUCGGGGGAUGACUACUUGUCUCCUAACACCAGUGCUAAGGGGGAUUUGAACUCAUCAAAGAUGACGAAUUCGAGUCAGAACUUCACUAGGAGCAGGUAUUUUGGGGCUAAUAUGAGCUUCCUCGAUGCACCUCAUCAUGUCUGGCGGCCCCAGCGAGGCCUCCCAGAACGUGCGGUGGCCAUCCUUAGGGCAUGGUUGUUCGAGCAUUUUCUUCACCCGUACCCGACUGACACGGACAAGCAUAUGUUAGCCACUCAGACUGGACUAUCCCGAAACCAGGUGUCGAACUGGUUUAUAAAUGCUAGGGUUCGUCUUUGGAAACCCAUGGUUGAAGAAAUACACGCACUUGAGACCAAGCGCUUGGGUGAAGCGAACCCAAAUUCUGCCCCAAACAGGGAGGCCUCUUGUGUUGAGGUCUCCAGCCAAAGAGAGGCUAUGGACCAUCAACCUUCCAGUUCUGGCAGAGUCGAUCAUCAUAUGGCUUCAGCAGCAGUCGAAGAGCGAAUCCAGUGCUCUGGGGAUGGCCUCAAUGCAGAGCAGUGGAAUCAGGAGUUUCGUUCCCGACUAGAGGGUCAACUACCUGUAAGCUCAGAGGGACCGUUGAUCGGUUUCAUGAGGUACCCACAGGGCGGGAUGGAGUUUGGUGGGAUUGGGGCUGUGUCGCUGUCAUUGGGGCUAAGGCACAAUGCUCAGCGACAGGAUGAUGAGCUUAGGCAGCAGUUUGGAGGUGCAAUGAUGCGCGACUUCGUGGAUUGAAUCCGAGAACUACCCGCUCACUGAAUCCUUUUGAUACAAUUAACUUCUACGUCAUGAAAGAGGAAGAGAGCAACUUUGGGGGUAGGUUUAUUUUUAGUUUCCCUGGGAAGUUGUGUAAUAUCUGUAAUAGGAGGCAUUAUUUUAGUGCGGAUUCAUUGCCAAAGGCCGCUAACUGGUUCGUGCUUCUUAAGGCUGCAUGUAGUACUUUGAGAAUGCAGCCAAUGCACAACAUUAAUCCGCCAAGUAGGGUGUCUUGUAGUUGAUCUUGCAUUGAUUGCGAAUCAAAAACUGACCCGUCUUAGUUUGUUUACUAAUAAUU